Molecule: messenger RNA, 2157 nt
Organism: Eleginops maclovinus (Patagonian blennie)
Lineage: Eukaryota; Metazoa; Chordata; Actinopteri; Perciformes; Eleginopidae
Product: calpain-1 catalytic subunit-like
Exons: 21
Coding region: 1-2157 (718 amino acids)
Biological process (GO): proteolysis
Cellular component (GO): cytoplasm
Molecular function (GO): calcium-dependent cysteine-type endopeptidase activity; calcium ion binding
Source: RefSeq, a predicted model, not a curated record
AUGCCUGCAUCUGGAUCCUGCACCUCUAUCAUCAACCUUCGUUACCAAGAAGGCAGCGAGGGAAGUCCUUCCAACCCUGCCAAGUUAAGAAACCAAGACUUUGCGCAGCUGAAAGCUAACCUCCGCCGAGGCCAGCUCUUUGUGGACCGCACCUUCCCUCCUGACAUCAGCUCAGUGGGAGAUCUGCCUGAAUUGAGCAGACGGCAGGAAGCCCAAGUGAAGUGGCUUCGACCAGCAGACAUCUUGAAACUUCAAAACAACACCAAAGACCCUGUUUUCUGUACCAAAGGAGCCUCACGCUUUGACUUUGCUCAAGGCGCUGUAGGUAACUGCUGGUUUCUGGCUGCAAUUUCCUCACUGACCUUCCGCAAAGACCUGAUGGUGCAAGUCGUGCCUAUGGAUCAGAACUUCAACAACUAUUCAGGGAUAUUUCACUUCAGGUUCUGGAGGUUUGGCAAGUGGGUGGAUGUUGUCAUUGAUGACUUCCUGCCAACAAUGAACAAUCAGCUACUGUCUGUGCGCUCCAAAACCGAAAAUGAGUUCUGGGCUCCACUGAUGGAGAAAGCUUAUGCCAAGGUUUGCGGAUCGUACACAGAUAUGAAUGCUGGUUUGCCAUCAGAGGCCUGCAAAGAUUUCACUGGAGGCGUGAACGUGGAUUACAAACUCCAGGAAGUCCACUCUGCAAACCAUAAUGAAGAGCUGUGGAACUCACUGUGCAAUGCCAGUGGCUGCAACUCCAUGAUCUGCUGCGGUACAGCCCAGAAAGGCGGUGUGUUGGUGAACACUGUAGCCAGCUCUGGUAUUGUUGAUGCACAUGCCUACGCUGUCACAGCAGUCACUGAAGUUCAGUAUUACGGCUCCAAAGUGAGGCUGGUGCGACUCUUCAACCCUUGGGGCCACAAAGAGUGGACUGGAAAUUGGAGUGAUAAGUCCGGUAUGUGGCAAAGAGUGACCCCAGAUGAUCGGGCAAAGUGUGAGGACCGCAACGAUGGAGAGUUCUGGAUGGAGUUGGAGGACUUCUGUAGACAUUUCCACAUGUUGUUCAUCUGCUGUGAGAACCCCAACUUUAUCGACGGCGACGUCAAAUGCCAAUGGAAAUGCCAGAUUUAUGACGGCAAAUGGAUAGCUGGGAAAUCUGCAGGCGGCAGCAUGUCUAACCGUUCCUUUGAUACAAACCCUCAGUAUCGCAUGAAGGUGAGUAUCAUAGACAAGGAAGAGAAGAAAGACAAAAACAUCGUCCUUACUCUGAUGCAGAAACCUAGGGAGGAGAAUCGCAAAAGGCAUUCAACUUAUGCAAUCGGGUUGACCGUCUUUAAGCUUCCACCAGGGACACGAUCGGGUCGCCUGAGUUUGGACCAACUUUACCGAAUGCAAAGACUGGGGGAUACAAUGAUGUACACCUAUGAGAGGGAGCUGGUUGAGAUGCACAGCAUGGAGCCUGGAGAGUAUCUGAUCGUCCCUUCCACCAUGGACCCCUACCAGAGUGCAGACUUCUUUCUAUCGAUCUACUCCAAGACUGAUGCUAAGAUCAGUCCCCAUGAUGAAGAUGAUGAAGACGAUGGUCAUGACCACGAAGAUGAGAAGGAGGAGGAGGAGGAUGACCUAACUCUUCCUGAGGUACCAACCGACAAUAACAAGCCUGAGGAGAAAACCCCUGACAAGACCGUCCGCGAUCUCUUCAACCGAUACGCUGAUCAGUUCGGUGAGCUGAAUACCGUGCAGCUCAGGAAGCUCCUGAAUGACAACGUCCCGCAUGGCAGCUGGAUGGGCUUUGGGUAUGAUACCUGCAGUAGCAUGCUUGCCCAGUUCGAUGUCGACAAAAGGAGGAGGAUGUCCCUCAUCGAGUUUUCAUCUCUCUGGCAGAAAAUAGCAGAAUACAAGCAACACUUUAAUCGUGCAGAUGUGAAUAAGAGUGGAUCCCUGGAUGACAGAGAGCUCAAGAUGGCAAUAAAGGCUGCAGAACCAGAAAUUGACUUGAACAACACUCUGGUGGAGCUUAUGACUUUCCGUUUCUCCGGCACUGCAUCCGCCACUUUGGAGAGUUACAUCUCACUCAUGUUAAAUCUGAACAAAACCUCAAGUAUUUUCAAAGACAAAUCAACAGAUGGAAUUAUCACCCUGUCUUUUGAGGAGUGGGGAGAGUUCUCCUUGUACUAG